AGAGCAAGGACCUAGAAAGAGGUAGAGUGUGAAGAGUUAUCUCCAAGUAGAGCUGAGUAAAGUCAGUGGAAAUGAAGAGUCUUCCAAUCCUUGUGCUUCUAUGUGUGGCGGCUUGCUCGGCUUACCCUCUGGAAGGAACAGCAAAGAAUAAGGACUUGGAUCUUGUUCAGCAAUACCUAGAAAACUACUACAACCUUGCAAAAGAUGAGAAACACCUUGUGAGAAGAAAGGACAGCAGCCCUGUUGUUAAAAAAAUCCAAGAAAUGCAGAAGUUCCUUGGGUUGGAGGUGACGGGGAAGCUGGACUCCAACACCAUAGAAGUGAUGCACAAGCCCAGAUGUGGAGUCCCUGACGUCAGUCAAUUCACUACCUUUCCUGGCUCGCCAAAGUGGAGGAAAACUCACCUUACUUACAGAAUUGUGAAUUAUACACUGGAUCUGUCAAGAGUUGCUGUUGAUGCUGUGAUUGAGAAAGCUCUGAAAGUGUGGGAGAAGGUUACUCCUCUCACAUUCUCCAGGAUUAAUGAAGGAGAGGCUGACAUAAUGAUCUCUUUUGCAGUUAGAGAACAUGGAGAUUUUAUCCCUUUUGAUGGACCUGGAAAAGUUCUUGCACAUGCCUAUGCGCCUGGGACGGGGAUUAAUGGAGAUGCUCAUUUUGAUGAUGAUGAGCAAUGGACAGAAGAUAAAACAGGGACCAAUUUAUUCCUCGUCGCUGCUCAUGAACUCGGCCACUCCCUGGGUCUCUUUCACUCGUCCAACCCUGAAGCUUUGAUGUACCCAGUCUACGACCCACACACAGACCUGGCCCGAUUCCGCCUUUCUCAAGAUGAUGUGAACGGCAUUCAGUCCCUCUAUGGACCUCCCCCUGCCUCCUCUGAUAAACCCGUGGUGCCCACAAAAUCCAGCCCUCCAGCACCUGAGACACCAGCCAUGUGUGACCCUGCCUUGUCCUUCGAUGCAGUCGGCACUCUCAGGGGAGAAAUUCUGUUCUUCAAAGGCAGACAUUUUUGGCGCAAAUCCUUCAGGGCACUCGAAACUGGAUUUCAUUUGAUCUCUUCAUUUUGGCCAUCUCUUCCUUCAGGAGUGGAUGCUGCAUUAGAAGUUACUGGCAAGGAUACUGUUUUCAUUUUCAAAGGGAAUCAGUUCUGGGCCAUCAGAGGAAGUGACAUACUUGCAGGUUAUCCGAGAGCUAUCCACACCCUGGGCUUUCCUCCAACCAUAAGCAAAAUUGAUGCAGCUGUUUAUGACAAGCAAAAGAAGAAAAGAUACUUCUUUGUAGAAGACAAAUACUGGAGUUUUGAUGAAACAAGACAGUCCUUGGAGCCAGGCUUUCCCAGGCAAAUAGCAGACGACUUUCCAGGGGUUGACCCAAUGGUUGAUGCUGUUUUUGAAGCAUUUGGGUUUUUCUAUUUCUUCAGUGGAUCUUCACAGUUUGAGUUUGACCCCAAUGCAAAGAAAGUGACACGUAUUUUAAAGAAUAACAGCUGGUUUAAUUGCUAG
Molecule: messenger RNA, 1499 nt
Organism: Trichechus manatus latirostris (Florida manatee)
Lineage: Eukaryota; Metazoa; Chordata; Mammalia; Sirenia; Trichechidae
Product: stromelysin-1
Exons: 10
Coding region: 72-1499 (475 amino acids)
Biological process (GO): collagen catabolic process; extracellular matrix organization; proteolysis
Cellular component (GO): extracellular matrix
Molecular function (GO): metalloendopeptidase activity; zinc ion binding
Source: RefSeq, a predicted model, not a curated record